GUGGCUGAGGAGGAGUUCUUUUUAACCAGAAGUGUCCUAGUGCGUCGAUUUCCGCUUAGAUCGUCACGUGGUUAGUUGUUAUCGUUACCAGGACGCCGAGAGAGUUUGGAUUCGGAACACUGGGGAAUCCUGAGCGUUCACCCGGCGUGCGGUGCCGUGUGCAGAGCUCUCUGAAGUGCAGUGCGAGAUUCCUGGGUCAAGCCAAGUCAUUCAUGCUGCUGAUUUUCUAGCAAAACCUGUCGGCUCUACUCAAUGGCUCCACAUGAAUCCUGAGGAAAUCCAGACAUGGCCGCCGACCUGAAUUUCUGUCAGAAGCCCCAGAGCCUGGAAACAGAGGGGCAGGAUGGGCCACGUGAGAGAUGGAUAUCCUUUGAGGAUGUGACUGUGGACUUCAGCCAGGAGGAGUGGCAGCACCUGGACCCUGCCCAGAGACACCUGUACCAGGAGGUGAUGCUGGAGAUCUACAGCCACCUCUUGUCAGUGGGGUAUCCCAGGCCGGAGGUCAUCCUCAAGAUGAAGAACGUAAAGGAUGCACGGGUGGGGAAGGUUGACUUCCCACAUCAGCUGUGUGGUCAAGGGGAGUCAGAGCGUGACUCGCCACACCAAGUAUGUGUGAAAGCUGCAUUUCCAAAUGAUGUAUCAAGAGUAAUCACUAGAGGUGGUUCCUACUGUUCCAUUAUAGAGGAACCGCGGCACGGUGGUGAUCCUCAAAGGUCAGAUCAGCAAAAUCAGAUCCCACCCUUGAGUCCUGGUGCUUCCUUCAGCCAGAAGACCCUAAUGGUAAACAAUCGUGAUGGAUGUGAAGCAACUGGGGCAUCUCUGAGGUGUUGCCCCUGUGAAAAGACAUUGCAGCCUGACCUUCCAGCAGACAGAGAACCUCAAAGCAGCACCCCACUGCAGCCUAAUGGCGUCCUUGACUCUUGUCGGUUCUUCACACAAGGCCUUCCCAGUGCUGUGUGUACAAUUCACAACACAGGAGACAGAGCACACAGAGGUGACCAGUGUGCAAAUGUUCUCAGCCCUGAGCAACCGUUUAUGCAUCAUGACAUUCUUUCUCAGGACAAGCCAGCUGAAUAUAUCAACAAUGAGAAGGCCUUUGCUGCCAGGUCAGCUUGGUGUCAGCAGGAAACCACUAACGCUAUAGAGACACAUUUCAUUUGCCACCUAUGUGGGAAAUCCUUCCUUCAGAAAUCUGAGUUGAGCGGUCAUCCAGGAACAAACAGAGGAGAGACACGUUAUGAAUGUCCUGACUGCCUGAAGUCACUUGCAGGUACAUCUAGCCUGCGGGCACAUCGUGACACUCACACAAGGGAGAAACCUUACAGAUGCCGUGACUGUGGCAAGUCAUUCAGUUAUGCCUCCCACCUAAAGGUCCAUCUUCGAAUACACACAGGUGAGAGGCCUUACGUGUGCUCUGACUGUGGGAAGGCCUUUAGCCAAAAGUCAGUCCUCACCACGCAUCAGAGGAUCCACACUGGGGAGAAGCCUUACAUGUGUAGCCACUGUGGGAAAUUGUUUGUUUACGCAUCAGAUCUGAAGAAGCACAUACAGUUUCACACAGGGGAGAAACCCCAUGAGUGCAGAGAUUGUGGGAAAUUGUUCAGGAAUAAAUCUCACCUGCCUGUGCAUCGUCGAAUUCACACUGGUGAGAAGCCGUACAAAUGCCGUGACUGUGGGAAGUCAUUCCGGAGGAAGUCGCACCUUAAAGUGCAUCACCGAACUCACACUGGUGAGAAGCCUUACGUGUGCCCCGAUUGCGGGAAGGCCUUCAGCCACAGUUCAGUUCUCAGCACACAUCAAAGAAUUCACACUGGGGAGAGGCCUUACGUAUGCAGCGACUGUGGGAAGGCCAUGUCUUCUAAAGCCCAACUAAAUGAGCACCGAAGAAUCCACACAGGUGAGAAACCCUAUGUGUGCGUUGACUGUGGGAAAGCUUUCAGUGGCAGAUCUUCCUUACAAGCACAUCGUAGGACUCACAGUAGUGAAAAACCAUUUGUCUGUCGCCAAUGUGGGAAGGGCUUCCUGCGCAAGUCACAGUUGUCAUCUCACCAACAAAUUCACACUGGUGAGAAUCCUUAGGAGCGAGCGCUGUGCGUGUGUGCGCGCUAUAGUUCAGUCAUACAUAUCAGCUGAAGGAACAUCAUCAAAUUGAAACAGAAAAAUAUGUCCUUGAUUGGGAAGGUUUUCAACAGCUGAAGGCUCUUGGCUUUCAUUUUGUGCAGAGAAACCUGAGGUGACUUUUGAAUGCAGAAAGUCCUUCAAACACAAGUCAGAUGUCAGUAGCCCCAGCAGACCUGACACUAUAGAUACUGAUCAUGUGAAAGGCUCUUGUACAAAGUCAAUUCCUUAUCCAUGUUUUUAAAUAAAGAGACCUAAUUAUA
Messenger RNA from Apodemus sylvaticus (European woodmouse), 2381 nucleotides. Its product is annotated as zinc finger protein 175-like. Gene Ontology annotation, biological process: regulation of DNA-templated transcription. The record is from RefSeq and is a predicted model, not a curated record. The coding region runs from base 286 to 2079 and encodes 597 amino acids. The transcript has 5 exons. NCBI's taxonomy places the organism in Eukaryota, Metazoa, Chordata, Mammalia, Rodentia, Muridae.